GAUUUUACUCUUGCGUGUUAAUUUACACGUGCCUUAAAACAGCACGUCACUCGACCAUGCGUGUAGCAGAAUGGCGUAUGGAAAAGUACAGGAAAAACUGUUAGUUAGUCUAAGUUUUUCAACAUGCAUUAUUUUAAUAGAUUGCCUAAGUUUACUACCGUUAUCUGGAACGCAAAAAGCAAAGAAAGAGAGUAAAAUUAUAUCAGGACAACUCAUGUCAGACCGAGAGGGAUAUAAUGAGCUUUUGGCUGACUUGAAGUACCUCGGUGAAGACGACAGUGUUGCAGAGCAGCAGAAGAAAUCGAUCAUUGAAGGGCAACUAGUCAGUUCUUCUGAAGCAGCCUGGGAUGCCAUGUCUCCAAAGUUAAGGUGUGCUGAUGAUCUCAUGAAGUUGCAACUUAGUGGUCCAGAAGUAGCACAAAUUGAGCUUUGUCGAGAUAAUGGUGCGCCUGUUUCUCUCGCUGCGUUGCCGCCUCACUGUGGACGCACCUUUCCCACUUAUGGAGGUAUUGUCUAUGCUACACCUUAUGAUGGAUGUGGUGUCAUGCAACAGGGAGGUAAUUAUGUGGUGCAGGUUCAAUGGCAGGGAAACUCUGCAGUCAUUUCUUGUCCUGUGAUCUCUACAACUACAAAUGAAACUUUCCUUGGACCUCAUCCUCCUGCGUAUCUGCAGAUUCUACUGCCUCCCUCUCCUCCUGAUACACUGAGUUCAGCAGCAGACACAACACCAGAACCGUCUACUCCUGAAACUGAACAGGUGAAUAGCCUAACAGGUGAACAGCCUAAGCCCACAUACCAAGAAGUGCUCAAACCUCAACCUCAUGGGUACCCUCAAGCAUUUCCGCAAAGAUUUUGGCCUUACUACUUCUCUCAUUACCAUUAUCCUGGCAAGGUUUAUCCCACAGCUAAGCCAACAGAGUCAAUUGCCCAAGCACCAACCCAGAAGCCUCAACUUCCAGGAUAUCCCCAAGUGUUUUGGCCGUUUUACCAUAAUGGCAAACCAAAGCCCCCAGAGAAACCAGUUCCAACCUCUAUCCCCACCACGUCAGUUGCCCAAGCACCAACCCAGAAGCCUCAGCUUCCAGGAUAUCCCCAGGAGUUUUGGCCAUAUUACUAUCAUGGCAACCUAAAGCCCCCAGAUAAUCCAGUUCCAACCUCUAUCCCCACCACGUCAGUUGCCCAAGCACCAACCCAGAAACCGCAACUUCCAGGAUAUCCCCAGGCGUUUUGGCCAUAUUACUAUCAUGGCAACCUAAAGCCCCCAGAUAAUCCAGUUCCAACCUCUAUCCCCACCACGUCAGUUGCCCAAGCACCAACCCAGAAACCGCAACUUCCAGGAUAUCCCCAGGCGUUUUGGCCAUAUUACUAUCAUGGCAAACCAAAGCCCCCAGAUAAUCCAGUUCCAACCUCUAUCCCCACCACUACAUCAGUUGCCCAAGCACCAACCCAGAAGCCUCAACUUCUAAGAUACCCCCAGUUGUUUUGGCCAUAUUACUACCCUCAUUACCAUCAUGGCAAACCAAAGCCCUCAAAGAAACCUGCUCCAGUCAUCCCCACCACCUCCCGAUCAAGUUCGCCAACAACAACCCAGAAGCAACCCCCGAUGUACCCUGGAGAAAUAUUUCCUCAGUAUAAUUAUUACCCCAAUUAUCCUCUUUAUUUCCAAGAGUUUUAUCCACAAUACCCAGUGCAGCCUCCCAAAACCCCUACCACAGCUGCUGAAUGCAAACCAUCAGGCAACCAGCCUCCCAAUGAGCCACCCUAUGUCUAUAUACCAUCCAGUUCUACGCUUUAUGAAAAAGACCCCUUUGCACUUCAAUUUGUGGACUUUUCAGAGUUUGCUGACUCUUUCCCAUGAGAAUUUUAAUAUGUGAAGUCUGGGUACCUAUUUAGAAUUAGGUUGGUAAUGCACUGCACAUGGCUUUAAAAGACUGCUUCCUGCUUUAAUGCUAAUAUAGGCUGAGUGUGUAUGGAGUGACUGCAUUGUGGUUCUUGCUCAUAACAUGCUGGUGUGCUUCAUUCUGUCCCAGUUCUCUUUAAUGUUUCAAUAAAUAUGAUCAAAUAUCCUUUCA
Molecule: messenger RNA, 2072 nt
Organism: Megalobrama amblycephala (Wuchang bream)
Lineage: Eukaryota; Metazoa; Chordata; Actinopteri; Cypriniformes; Xenocyprididae
Product: schwannomin-interacting protein 1-like
Exons: 4
Coding region: 71-1858 (595 amino acids)
Biological process (GO): positive regulation of hippo signaling
Cellular component (GO): plasma membrane; cell junction
Source: RefSeq, a predicted model, not a curated record